CGGAGCUGCCCACGCUGGGGCGAAGCUCCGCGGCGAGGGGCGCCAGCGGCAGCGGCCGCCGCCUCCCGAGCGGUAGGCCCGUGGGCCGCUCUGGCUCGAGCCGGCGGCCGAGGCUCCGGCGCCCCCCCGCACGCGGAGCAGCAACCGCUUUCCCACGCCACCUCCCAGCUCCCCUUACAUCGGGCCUGCGGCGCUGCCGCGCCCAGAGCGCCGAUGCCCUGCGGCGGGCGCCUGCACUGCCUGCUCGCCCUGUGCUGCUGCGCCUGCUCGGCCGCGCGGCGGGCGCUGCGCCCCAGGGAGGCCGCCGCCCUGCGGGCCGCUGCCGGCCGCGGCGGCGACGGCGAGCGCGCGCAGGUGGCGGCGGAGAUCAACAGCCGCCCAGGCGUGCUGUGGAGGGCGGGGGUCAGCCCCCGCUUCUCCGGCCUGCCGCUGGGGGCCUCGGAGGCGCUGUGCGGCGCCGUGCGCACCCCGCGCGGCGGCGCGCUGCAGCGGGCGCCCUCCCGGCGGGCGCCGCGCGCCGGCGCCGCGCCCGCGCCGGAGCGCUUCGACGCCGCCGAGGCCUGGCCCCAGUGCGCCCGAGUGAUUGGCAACGUCCGCGACCAGUCCGGCUGCGGCUGCUGCUUCGCCUUCGCGGUGGCAGGCACGGCCGCGGACCGCCUGUGCAUCGCCACCGAGGGGAGCGUGGCCGUCCAGCUCUCCGAGGAGGAGCUCUGCUUCUGCACCACAGCUCGCAGCCACGGCUGCGACGGGGGGUCUAUGGCCGAGGCCUGGGGGUUCGUGAGGGACAGGGGCCUGUCGACGGGGGGUCCAUACGCUCGGAACAGCUCCAGCGGCCACAGGUCGGGCUACUGCAAGGCCUACUCGCUGCCGCCCUGCUACCACCACGCCGACGCCGCGAGGCGGACCGAUGGCUCCCUCGCGUCGUGCCCAGAGAAGCACGCGGCGAGCCCCUCGUGCCCCGUGAGGUGCGACCCCGAGGCUCAGGCCCCUUACGACGACUUCGAGAAUGCCCGGUACCGCUUCCGCGGGCACGUGAUGUUCUUCAUCGGUUUCGGCGGGGAGGUUGACGAGAUUGCACAGCAGAUGAUGGCCCACGGCCCCGUGCAGACGUCCUUGAAGGUCCACUCGGCCUUCGAGAUGUACAUCUCCGGGAUCUACCACCGCCUCGAGGAGGAGACCUUCCUCGGAUGGCACGCCGUGAAGAUGGUCGGCUGGGGCACCGAGAAUGGCACCAAGUAUUGGCGGGUGCAGAACAGCUGGAACUCUCAUUGGGGAGAGGACGGCUAUUUUCGCAUCCUGAAGGGUGUCAACGAGUGCGAGAUUGAGAGCGACGUCAUAGCGACCCACGGCGACGCCGUGUGGUCUGGGCCGGGGGCAUCUGAGGACGCCCAACUGCGGUCCCGCCAGAAGUCUAGGGCCAUAACCAGGGGCCGCUGAGCUUGGGUUGCUCACGCCUCCCUGCGCACGUUGAUUUGCACGCCGCAGCGGGCCCAGGCGCCCGCAUGACCAUGGAGCCGAGGCCGCGGUGCAGCCCCGCCCCCAAAAAAGAGGUGGCAAUCCUGGGAGGUC
Messenger RNA from Prorocentrum cordatum, 1569 nucleotides. Lineage: Eukaryota; Dinophyceae; Prorocentrales; Prorocentraceae. The record is from the annotation of a GenBank genome assembly.